Molecule: messenger RNA, 1424 nt
Organism: Anolis carolinensis (green anole)
Lineage: Eukaryota; Metazoa; Chordata; Lepidosauria; Squamata; Anolidae
Product: cytochrome b5
Exons: 5
Coding region: 107-532 (141 amino acids)
Cellular component (GO): endoplasmic reticulum membrane; intracellular membrane-bounded organelle
Molecular function (GO): heme binding
Source: RefSeq, a predicted model, not a curated record
UGCGCAUGCGCCGAGGCCUCCCAGGUCAGAGUUCUACGCCUAGAGCUGCAGCGGGAGAGUGCGUAAGAAGAGAGGCUCAGCCGGGUGGAAGGCAAAGGCAGCGGCGAUGGUGGAGACCAAGAGCGAGACCAAGCCCGAGAAGGAGCCGUGGCGGGGUCGCUACCACACGCUGGAAGAGAUCCAGAAGCACAACCACAGCCAGAGCACCUGGAUCAUCCUGCACAACCGCAUCUAUGAUCUCACCAAGUUUCUGGAGGAGCACCCAGGUGGUGAAGAAGUACUAAGAGAACAAGCAGGAGGAGAUGCUACAGAAAGUUUUGAGGAUGUUGGCCAUUCCACAGAUGCCAGAACGCUGUCGGAUUCUUUCAUUAUAGGAGAACUUCAUCCGGAUGAUUGGGAUAAAAUUAAGAAACCAACGGACACUUACAUUACCACUGUGGAAUCGAGUUCCAGUUUAUGGACCAACUGGGUAAUUCCUGCAAUAGCAGCGAUUAUUGCCGUCCUUAUGUAUCGUCUCUAUAUGUCUGACUAACAUCUUACAGAGAAGCUGUACUGGGACAUAACUGUUUGGGAAAAGAGAGCCAAGUAUGCACCGCUAACCACCUUCACGUCAGGACAGUAUCUGAAAUCACCUUUUUAAAAAAAGAAAUACCCCCUCUUUUUCUCAAAGUCAAAGCUGCUUCAGCAGUGCACUUUUAAUGAUGCCUUUAAUGCAGCCGUUUUUAAACGCAACAGAAUAUGUUUUUCCUUUUAUAUUAUCAUGUUCAUUAAUUAUAUGUGUGAUCCUAUCAAGCUGUUUGUGAAAAUGAAAACAUUGUUUAUGAAUUAGUAUAAGAUAAGCAACAUUUCUUCAGUACUUAAUGCUUGUCUUUUUUAAUGGAUUCUUUAUGGAUUUUUCUUGCCAAGAUAAUAAAUAACCAGGAGGAAGAGAUUGUGUCUAUGCAAAUUCUUUCCAUCCUUGCCUUCACAUAGAAUUUUCUUAUACAAUGUUUUCCUUUCCAUUUCUGUUAUUUCUUGGGUUGAUGUCUGUGUGUCCUUUUUCUAAGUUCUGCUGGGAAACAAAGGAAAUCCAGAUCUUUGAUUCCCAUUACUUUUAUAAAUGUUUAAGGAAAACACAGUGACACAUCUCCAAUUGUAAUCCAUGUAUUUUGGUGCAAUUCAUAAUCACCAUUCUCCUUUAUCUUGGAUUCCUCUGAUUCUUCUGCUUUGCAGAAUUCAACAUGUGAACUUCCAGUGCCUGUUUGCUGAUUAUGCUUUCUUAAUGAAGCAAGAGAAGGAAAUACAAGAACAUAGUUACUUGGUGUCAUGUUUUUAUUUCCCCAGUUUUAAUCAACUGUAUGUUUUAUCUAUGAUGUCAUUUGCUUAUAAUACUUCCAUUAGUCACACAGAACUUAUUCUGGAAUAAACUCAAAAUAUUUACUGUA